Quercus lobata is the source of this 2176-nucleotide messenger RNA. RefSeq names its product L-type lectin-domain containing receptor kinase IX.1-like. The record is from RefSeq and is a predicted model, not a curated record. The coding region runs from base 102 to 2000 and encodes 632 amino acids. Gene Ontology annotation, biological process: protein phosphorylation. The transcript has a single exon. NCBI's taxonomy places the organism in Eukaryota, Viridiplantae, Streptophyta, Magnoliopsida, Fagales, Fagaceae. Gene Ontology annotation, molecular function: carbohydrate binding; ATP binding; protein kinase activity.
UCUUUACAAUUCAUAGCUGCAAACAAAACCAAAGAGCAAGGAGUGCCAAAACCUUCACAAACCAAAAGCAAAACACAGGCAUAAUCCACAACAAUUUUAUCAUGUCUCUAACCAGACUUCGUCACUGUUUCAUUGGUCCCUGUAUUGUUCUCUUCAUUUCCUCUCCCUUCCUACAUUCCUUUGCCAAUCCACUUUCCUUCAACAUAACUGAUUUUAGUCAUAACGAUGCUUCAAAAAUCGCCUAUAAAGGUGAUGCUGCUGCUUCCGGUGGAGCAAUUAAAUUCAACUCAGAUGAUUCUGAUUCAUCAAACGGAAUCAUUUUCUAUUCAGAGAGCAUGCACCUUUGGGACUGCUCAACAAGGUCUCAGGCAAACUUCAGAACUAAUUUCUCUUUCACCAUUGACAGUGUUGAAGCCAGUGCCAGCCUUUCCUUUUUCCUGGCUCCUGUUCCCCCGGCAUAUCCACUCAACUUGACUGCACGUGGAGAUAUCGUGGUGGUUGAGUUCGAAAUUAAUCCAAAUUCAAACGUUGGAAUUAAUAUCAAUGGAAAGACAAACUGUUCAGAAAGCUAUGCACGUAGGGAUGCUAACUUGACUGGGAAUGUUUUGAUUACUUACAAUGCUAAAACCAAGACCCUUAAUGCGUUCUGGAAUGACGAGAAAAACUCCUAUAUUAAAGGGAGGUCUAAUCUUUCUUGCAGCAAUAUUAUUGAUCUAGAAGAAGCUCUUCCCAAUUUGGUUACAAUUGGUUUCUUUGCUGCCAGCAGCUCAAAGCAUAACUGGCAUAUUCAUUCAUGGGAAUUUCACUCAAAUCUUGAGUCCACGGCGCUAUGCUGCAAUAAAAAGAGGACAAUUGUGGAGGUGUCUGUUGCAGUGUGUGUCUUGAUUUUGAUGCUUGUAGUGGGCGUCAUCAGUUGGUUAUUAGCAGGUGCGAAGAGGAAGAGAUACAAGAAUGAUAGCCAUGGAGGUGACACAGAUUCAGUCUCCUCCAUAAGUACAGAUCUUGAGAGAGGAGCGUUGCCUAAAAAAUUUUCUUACUUGGACUUAGUUGCAGCCACACAGGGUUUUGCAGAUGAUAGAAGGCUAGGUCAAGGAGGUUCUGGCCAAGUUUACAGCGGAACCUUGGGUGACUUAGACCGCCCUGUUGCUGUCAAGAGAAUCUUCACGGAAUCACAACACUCUCAGUGUCUAUUUAUCAACGAAGUAAAGAUAAUAAGCCGUUUAAUACAUCGAAACCUGGUACAGUUCAUUGGGUGGUGUCAUGAGCGAGGCGAAUUCUUACUUGUUUAUGAGCACAUGUCAAAUGGUAGCCUUGACAAUCAUCUCUUUGGCGAUGGAGAAAUCUUGCCAUGGACUUCGAGAUACAAGAUUGCUUUAGGCUUGGCCUCGGCCCUUCAUUAUCUCCAUGAAGAAGCAGAGAACUGUGUACUUCAUAGAGACAUCAAGUCAGCUAAUGUAUUACUAGACGCAGAUUUCAGUACUAAACUUGGUGAUUUUGGGGUUGCUAAGUUGGUAGAUCCUCGGUUGAGGACUCAAAGUACUGGUGUUGUAGGGACUUAUGGCUACUUGGCCCCAGAAUAUGCUAAUGAAGGGAAGGCGAGUAAAGCUUCAGACGUAUUUAGUUUUGGUGUAGUGGCUCUGGAAAUCGCAUGCGGGAGGAGGACUUACCAAGAUGGGGAAUUUCAUGUGUCACUGGUGAGGUGGAUUUGGCAACUCUAUCUUGCAGGAGAUAUUCUAAAUGCAGCUGAUGAGAGAUUGCGCAUGAGUUUUAACAGGGAUGAAAUGAAACGCUUGUUAAUUGUGGGAUUGUGGUGUACUAAUCCAAACUACAAGGAAAGGCCAAAGACAGGACAAGUAAUUAAGGUUCUUCUGCUUGAAUCACCACUGCCAGAGCUUUCACAUGACAUGCAUGAUCCCCUGCUGCAGCCAAUCCCUCCACCCCAAGAAGGUCAUUCCUUUCAACCAUCAAUGACCUCAAGCCUCAACUAUGGGGGUCGAUAAACAGGUGUUGUUACAACAGUUUUUCUAGGAUCACACUACGUGUCACAACUUGUUGAAAUGGUUAUUUGUGAGUAGUGGACAAUUACCUUCACAUAAAUCCGUCAUUUUUUCUCUACCACAUCAAAGUUGUGACACAAAAGUUUUGUCCAUAAACUCUCUUAUUACAAACAUCAUGA